AUGUCGAACUCCAUACCGGUGACGACAAAGACUGGUCCCUCUGAAAACGUACGGGCCGCUUUGUCAAACAACCAGACGCUUCACAUGGGUUUGAGCGGGCUGGCCAUGCCGCCCGAUACCGGUACUACUACUCAUCAUCCAGCGUCUCUGAACAGUACAAAUUCGAUCGCUUCGCACGGCGGAAUCAAGAACACUUCUGGAGGAACCAGUAAUCCAAGCGUGGGCGGGCCCAGUUUGGCAGACAUCCUGGGGGCCACUGAAACUCCUCCGCAUGCGAGUUCUAGCAACAGCAGUCAUCCCACAGUUGGAAGCCACGCAACACCACUUUCCAAUGACAGAGCAUCUUGUACGGCAACCACGCACAACAGCUCUACCACCAGACACACUGGGAACGGGAACGGGAACGGGAACGGGACUGGGUCUGGCAAUGGGACUGGAAAUGGUGCCGAUUCACACUCUCCAGCGCAUUUUGGAGUGCUCUCGCAUAUCUCUGGCGGCCCGGAGCUGGCCUCUGGAGCUACUAACUCGACCACCACCAGCGUGCAGAUCUGCCAACGCAUGGACGAGGUCAGUGCUCGCAUGAUUGCGAUGGAAGAGAUGUUUAACAAGCUUUGCUGCAAGAUCAGUGAUCAGGAAAUGACAAUCCAGCAUUUGAGACAGCAAAGCGAGCAAUUUCUGAGCUGCAUUUUAACAGAAAUUCGUCAAGUCAACCACAGUAUUCCUGUGCUCGAUAACCCAGACGACAAUGAGAAGGACGGGUUCGUCACGGAUCUUUUGAACUCCAUCACAAACGUCAGCUCUAAUUAUUUGAAGAAAGUUAACUCCAAACACACCCAGAAAUACAAACGCCAGCGAUCUUCGUUGAGUGAGCCCGAGGGCAAUCAACCCAAGCAGACAAAUCCGCCGUCUUCAGCACAUAACUCUGUGAAUGUCGGUGACAAAAACCCCACUCAGGCCAUCCCAAACCUGCAACAACAGCCGCCAGCGGCGGCAGCAGCUACAGCAGAUGGAAGACCACCGGUCCCCAUCGCACAAGAUACAAACUCCACCAAUAUGGCUUUGCCGCACUAUCUCACGCAACGAUCUUUUACUUUGAAUCCGAACGGCAUCAAACGCAGAAGAGCCAACACCACGGCCACGAACAACACACCGAUAGCGGCCCAAAUAAAUCAAGACUUUGCCGCUUCUUCUAAUGGACUGGGGUCAAUGAGUCUUCCAAACAUAACUCUGGAAAAUAUGGCACGGAAAUAUGGCUCAAAUUCCAACACCGGCUCCUAUCCCUCAAUUCUGGACAACGUGAGCACGAGCAGCAAGCCUCGCAGCCGCGCAAUCGACAUACAAGUUGGGUCCGAAAGCGCAUCCAGUUCUGACUCGUCAGACGAGGAGGACGGGUACCAGGAAGAGGACGAGGAUCACAACAGCGACGCGUUCGGACCGCAGUUUAGUCUUCGUCAGCACCAGCGUGGGGGGUCCAAUAGGGCUCAAGAAAUGGGCUUCGAGGCCUCGUACGCCGAUUUUUUCGGGUCUAGCGGUCACAGCCUGUCGCGAUCCAGCAGUCACAAAACGCAGCGAGAUGCAGUUGCAGUUGCGAACACGCAUGCACACAUAACCCGCGAUUCAAGUGGAAAGGGCUCGCGGAGGGGGAACUCGAGCAGUCAAGAACGCGAUCUAAAUUACACGCUCCUAAAGGCUCCUGCAAACGUCAGGGCCAUAUGGCAGGAGUACAUAGAGGGCAUUGACGGCAAUCCGUCCGUCAAGUUUCUGGAAGAUGUUUACGGGAACAGAUGGCGUCUCAAGAAAAACGUCAAGACUUUUGCGCGACGCAAACGGCUCUACAAGUUUAUCCUGAAUGGUUUGAAGCGAGGCCACACCGCUGACGAGAUGAUCGACGUGCUGGAAAAAAGAAGGAUUUACAAGAACGAGCAUGGAGAGGUGAAGAAACGUACCAUUGGAUGGUUGCAACAAAGUCUGAGCGGUAUUUAA
This is a messenger RNA of Lachancea meyersii CBS 8951, 1983 nucleotides long. NCBI's taxonomy places the organism in Eukaryota, Fungi, Ascomycota, Saccharomycetes, Saccharomycetales, Saccharomycetaceae. The record is from the annotation of a GenBank genome assembly.